AUGUCGUGUAGUAUAAGUCAGAAAUAAGACUCUUUUAGUAACCAAGAAACAAUUGAAAAAGUAAGCGAAAGAAUUUCUAAGAAAGAAUAAAUAGAAAUGAAAAGAUAAUUAGAUGUGAUGAUUAAUAGAGUUAAAAUGUUGGAAGUGUUUCGAUAACGAUUGUAACUUUUCUGAGUAUUUAGAUAAGGGAAACAGAUGUAAAGUGAAAUAAAAAAUGAAUAGGUAAAUAGUAUUAGAAAUCAGUAUAAUGAAUACUUGAAGUAGGUAUUUUAUAAGUUAUCUAUUUAGUAAAGUAAACAUAAAGAAUCUAGGGAAUAGUCUCUUGAACUUUUUAGAGAAAAAACUAAGCUCUUAAAAUAAUAACAAUUAAAUCUUAAAGUUUAAAUUCGAUAAAGUGUACAGCAAUAGAAGAAGGAAUAAUUUGAGUUAAUGAAAAAGCAAUCUUUAAAUCAUGAUAAAGUUAUUAUUCUCUAAAAGGAAAGAUCAAAAACAUACAAUCUAGAGAAGAAAUAAAAAGUUCAACAAUAUGAAUAGUAACAAUAAUUACACUUAGCUCUGUACAAAUAAUAAAAAUAAGAUUAAUUUAAAUCUUAACAUAAGAAAGCAGUCCUUGAUAGCUUUAGAUAAAAGGCUUAGGACUUCAUGAAAAUACAAUAAUUAUGGGAACAAGAAUAAGAUAUUCUAGAUUAAUUAAAUGAUUCUUAUCAUUCAAGAUUGACUUCUUCAAUGAUAAAGAACUGA
This is a messenger RNA of Paramecium pentaurelia, 741 nucleotides long. The record is from the annotation of a GenBank genome assembly. NCBI's taxonomy places the organism in Eukaryota, Ciliophora, Oligohymenophorea, Peniculida, Parameciidae.